Messenger RNA from Recurvomyces mirabilis, 1203 nucleotides. RefSeq lists its product as uncharacterized. Lineage: Eukaryota; Fungi; Ascomycota; Dothideomycetes; Mycosphaerellales; Teratosphaeriaceae. The record is from RefSeq and is a predicted model, not a curated record. The transcript has a single exon. The coding region runs from base 1 to 1203 and encodes 400 amino acids.
AUGAAUUGGUACCACACAAGUCGUUUGGCGUUCGAAGACAAAGUGCUGACUUUGCGAAAGGCAGCACCUUCGCAACAAAUCAAUAUCGAUUGCGGCCGACAACCUGGCCCGUCGUCAAUCGACGAAUCGUACUACCUCCCACCAGGAACGGAGCGUCAGCUAGCGAAGGACUUCGCCUUCCUCGCAGCUUGGCGCGAUUUACCGGAGUGCGUAGCUGCAGCGACUCUGCAGCAAGGCGACGAUGGAUCAGGCUUGAAGAUCCACAUUGCAGCUAAUGGACGGAUCGACGAGUCCAUUGAAACGAGCAUCGCACGACCUUGUCCCUUACUUGUGCAGCGCGCAACCCAUGGUGAGCUUAGACAUAUCUUCACGCGGCCGCUAAGCUUAAAACCCCUAGUGAUCACGAAAGAGGCCUGUUUCGAGCAGUGUCUGACAGAAGUCAGCAGUCUCCACGUUCAGAGGAUGAAAGAACGUCUGGGAUGCGUGAAUUCGUCCUCAUACUCGAAGAGACGUUUUGGAGAGGCCGUGUCGUUAUCGGGGAGGCUCGCAGCCUUGAUAAAAGGCAUUAAGGGUCGAAAGGCCACGCAGGCGACGGAAGGAAGGAAGGCUACGCUGCAGCUCAUGGGCCGCCUGCUUGAUAUGAUCCGGGUAUGUGAACGUACCAUACCGGGACAUGAGACUUCAGCUGUCAGGAAUGUGAUUGUAGCAUCGUAUCACCUCUCAGUGGACGGUGUGUCCUUAGUUGGAAGACUCCAGGCACCGGGUGUGGAUCCUGAAACUCUUCAGCGAAAGGAAGUUCGGCAUGUUCAGGCCUUUGCCAACUACUAUCGGAUAUGUGUAUACUUCACCGCAGCCGCCCACUCGCAUCGGACUAUUUUCAGGAAUACCAAGGUCAUCGCCGUCCAAAACCACGAAUGCGAACUAUGGCGAGAUAUGAAGCACCAUGUGCAUGCGGAAAUACAGCUACUUGUGUAUCAUGAGAUGCACAUCGUUCCCGAUUCUGCAUAUGAGAAGGGCACAUGUACUAUCUCUGGCGUAUCGGCAAGCCUCGAACGCAUGGAGCAGGUCGUCGACGUUUCCGAGUUGGCACUGGAAAGUGAGCUAAUACUAGACGUCGCUGACCCCAGGACUGGAAUGACUUUUGUGCUACAGAACACUGCUGGCAAAAGUAUCAGACUCGUUCUCCGGUGGCAUGUAGAAUGA